Messenger RNA from Sorex fumeus (smoky shrew), 1210 nucleotides. RefSeq names its product NFKB inhibitor epsilon (gene NFKBIE). Gene Ontology annotation, cellular component: cytosol. Bases 168 to 1175 code for a protein of 335 amino acids. Gene Ontology annotation, biological process: cellular response to lipopolysaccharide; signal transduction. The transcript has 6 exons. Lineage: Eukaryota; Metazoa; Chordata; Mammalia; Eulipotyphla; Soricidae. The record is from RefSeq and is a predicted model, not a curated record. Gene Ontology annotation, molecular function: protein binding.
CGGGCCGCGCGUCAGAUCUGGCUGCCCAGCUGCAGCCGUUGGCCGCCGCCGCCGCCGUGGACCGCGCUGGCCCUGCGCGCCGGCCCGGGCAGCCCCCGCGGGACGCAGAAGAGGCCGCGGCGGCCGGGCGGACGUGCAGCCCCGAGCCGUGGGCCGGGCCCGCGGGCAUGUCGGAGGCGCGGAAGGGGCCGGACGAGGCGGACGAGAGCCAGUACGACUCGGGCAUCGAGUCCCUGCGCUCCCUGCGCUCGCUGCCCGAGCCCCCCGGGCCGUGCCCCCCGCCGCGGGGCCCCGUCGAGGAGCCGCAGGGCGAGCGGCCGGACCCCGCCCCCGGCCCCGCGCCGCGCCCCGACGCCCGGCCUUUGUCGGGGAGCCCCGGCCCGGAGCCCCCCGCCGGAGCCCUGAGCCCCCAGCAGCUGGAAGCGCUCACUUACAUCUCCGAGGACGGGGACACGCUGGUCCACUUGGCGGUGAUUCAUGAGGCCCCAGCUGUGCUGCUCUGUUGCCUGGCGCUGCUGCCCCAGGAGGUCCUGGACAUUCAGAACAACCUCUACCAGACAGCGCUCCAUCUAGCUGUACAUCUGGACCAGCCGAGUGCUGUUCGGGCCCUGGUGCUGAAGGGGGCCAGCCGGGCGCUCCAGGAUCGGCGUGGGGACACAGCCCUGCAUGUGGCCUGCCAGCGCCAGCACCUGGAUUGUGCCCGCUGCCUUCUGGAGGCACGACCAGAGCCAGGCAGAGGACCCCCCCACUCUCUGGACCUCCAGCUGCAAAACUGGCAAGGUCUGGCCUGUCUCCAUAUCGCCACCUUGCAGAGGAAUCGCAGGCUGAUGGAACUGCUGCUGGGGAACGGAGCUGACAUCGACGCGCAGGAGGGCACGAGUGGAAAGACAGCCUUGCACCUGGCCGUGGAGACGCAGGAGCGGGGCUUGGUACAGUUCCUGCUCCAGGCCGGCGCCCGGGUGGACGCCCGCAUGCUCAACGGGUGCACGCCCCUGCACCUGGCGGCCGGCCGCGGCCUCAGCAGCAUCGCGUCCACCCUGUGCGAGGCCGGGGCCGACUCCCUGCUGCGGAACGUGGAGGACGAGACGCCGCAGGACCUGGCGGAGGACCCUCUUGCUCUUUUGCCCUUCGAUGACCUGAAGAUCUCCGGAAAGCCACUGCGGUGCAGCAACUGAAGCCAGGCAGGCUCUGCCUUGCUCCCCCGAAAGCC